GCCCACGCUCCACCCGCCGCCCACCACACACGGUCAUAGCCACCGGCACUGGCCGAGUACCCGCCCGCCCGGACACCACAACGGAGUAACGGCCCACAGCAGCAGCAGCAGCCGGCCGCCCGCCCGCCCAGGCUCCACCACACACACACACACACACGCGGCAGAACGGCCCACAGCAGCAGCCCACCCUCACACCACGACACAACGACCACGACACGGCCAUAACCACCGGCACUGUCCGAGUAAUACCGCCCGCCAGCACACCACACCACACCACGCGCGGAAUAACGGCCCACAGCCGCGUCCGGACACCGCCACCACACACGGCCAUAACGGCCCACCCGCCCGGACACCACCACACACGGCCAUAACCACCCCCAAGGGCCACGGACCACGGCUCCGGCGAGGCUCGUCCACCACACAACACACGGCCAAAACCACCCCACCGGCCGCCCGAGCACCGCCUCUCCCCGGUCACCACCGCACACACUCCGGCGAGGCUUGUCCACCACACGCCGGCCAUCACCGCCCGGGCUCCGGCGAGCGAGGCUCGUCCACCAGCGGCAUCACCACCCCACCGCCCGGGCUCCGGCAAGGCUCGUUCACAGCAUCAGAUUUAAAAUAUUGCUAAUGACCAUGACAGCAGAAAAUCUGGACAUGACAAAUGGGUCCAAUAAACUCGGUUCUGUGACUCAGAAUGAAGCAGCACUACUUGCCUUGAUGGAACAAACAGGCUAUACCAUGAUACAAGAAAAUGGCCAAAGAAAGUUUGGAGGUCCACCACCAGGUUGGGAAGGUCCACCGCCACCUCGUGGGUGUGAAGUCUUCGUAGGAAAGAUUCCUCGAGACAUGUACGAGGAUGAAUUGGUGCCUGUGUUCCAGAGAGCAGGGAAAAUUUAUGAAUUUAGACUGAUGAUGGAAUUUAGCGGUGAGAAUCGCGGUUAUGCAUUUGUUAUGUAUACGACAAGAGAAGAAGCCCAGAAUGCAAUCAAAAUGCUUAACAAUUUUGAAAUUCGACCUGGAAAAUUUAUUGGUGUCUGUGUUAGCUUAGACAACUGCAGAUUGUUCAUUGGGGCAAUUCCAAAAGAGAAAAAAAAGGAAGAAAUACUGGAAGAAAUGAAGAAAGUUACUGAAGGUGUUGUCGAUGUCAUUGUCUACCCCAGUGCCACUGACAAGACAAAGAACCGAGGAUUUGCUUUUGUAGAAUAUGAAUCUCACAGAGCUGCUGCAAUGGCCAGAAGAAAGCUUAUUCCAGGCACAUUUCAGUUGUGGGGACAUACUAUACAGGUGGAUUGGGCAGACCCUGAAAAAGAAGUUGAUGAGGAAACUAUGCAAAAAGUUAAGGUUCUUUAUGUGCGAAACCUAAUGAUAUCUACAACAGAGGAAACUAUCAAGAUGGAGUUUAACAAAAUCAAACCUGGAGCUGUUGAACGUGUGAAAAAACUCAGAGACUAUGCAUUUGUGCAUUUUUUUGAUAGAGAUGAUGCAGUUACUGCUAUGAAUAUUAUGAAUGGGAAGUGUAUAGAUGGUGCUAGUAUUGAAGUCACCCUUGCAAAGCCAGUUAAUAAAGAUGGGUCUUGGAAAUACACUCAAGGCAGUCAAGUCAGUCUGAAUUGUGAAAGUCAGCGCCUGACGUUUACUAACAAAGAAGAUGGAGGGCCUAAAACGCCAGGAAGAUCUCCAAGCUUACCAGCACGCUUGAAUGGUCAUCACAGUCCAUGCUCGCCUGAACUGGAAAGGUGCACUUAUCCUCUUUUUCCAGGGAUAAAGCUUACACCUUUGAGCAUUUAUUCUUUAAAGCCCAGUCAUUUUCAAUCCUCGAUUACACACUUGGAAUACUACUGUAACAAAAAUAACUGGGCACCACCAGAAUACUACCUAUACUCUACGACAAGUCAGGAUGGCAAACAGCUGCUCGUUUAUAAGGUAGUUAUUCCAUCCCUUGCAAACAGUUCACAAGGCACACUGAGCCAUUUCAUGCCUGAUAAACUCUGCACUAUGCUGGAAGAUGCCAAGGAGCUAGCUGCACAGUAUGCAUUAACACAUUUAGAGUACAGUUUGCGUCGGACUAACUCGGUCAAUAGUCUAUCUCAAGUCGGUGCAUCUCUCCCAACCUCUGCAUCUAGUUUGCUACAAUAUACAUCUAGACCUUACUCUUAUCCUAGCUAUCCACUGUCAACAACACUACCACUUGGUAGCAAUAAUCACAUUGGACAACGCCUGUAUGUUUCCAGUCACGGGUCUUUCUUCUAACGCAUUGUAAGUCGAAUAUCUAGAAAUUCUAAAGGAAUUUUGGGGAAAUGCAAGUUAGCUUUCUGAAAUAUUUGUGUUUAUUUGUUAUGCUAUGAAAUUUAUUGAGGCACAAAUAUGUAAUUUUUUGUGUAUAAAAACUUUGUGAAAUUGUUUAUGUUCUUGUUAGAGACUUUUGGACACAGUUGGUGAAUUUGGCAAGAUUUUCAUCACAUUUGGGAUCCAAGUAUGAUGUCUUUUAGUUACCUUACUCCAGAGAGCGAUUAAUGCAGCAACAUUAAAACUGCUAUGAUUUAUAGCUGCAUCAAUGCUGUAUUUUCCUUUCAUGUUCUAGUGUUUCAUACCUCACUAAGGUUACUUUACACCUAACUCGUCCACAAGGAACAUAACAAGGUUGGGCACACUCUGCUGUAACAUUCCAGAUGUAACUCAUUACUGUAUUAGUUCAAAUUAAUAUUGGAUGACAUAUAAACCAAGUGUUCUGCCACAAGUGUUGUGGUUUGGCAACCCAGAGAGUUAGGUGAAAUUACUCCCACUGUUUCAAUGUUAGAUUGUCAACUUUUCUUGUUUUUGCCAUGCCUGCAUGUUCUAGUUCAAAUAUUAUUUAUAUUGUAUCAGUUAAAUUGUUGCAAUCAUGUGUUCAAUUAAACAU
Messenger RNA from Leucoraja erinaceus (little skate), 2902 nucleotides. It is a transcript of the gene rbm46, whose product is annotated as RNA binding motif protein 46. Gene Ontology annotation, molecular function: mRNA binding. The transcript is spliced from 5 exons. Gene Ontology annotation, cellular component: nucleus. The record is from RefSeq and is a predicted model, not a curated record. NCBI's taxonomy places the organism in Eukaryota, Metazoa, Chordata, Chondrichthyes, Rajiformes, Rajidae. Bases 631 to 2253 code for a protein of 540 amino acids.